AUGGCUGGAGCCUUCCUCUGCGCCGAUGCCCAGUCCAGGCACAGUGUCCAACCCAGCUCCAUGGCAGGAGUCUUCCCAGGCACGGUGCCCAGUCCAGGCACAGUGGCCAGUCCCAGCUCCAUGGCUGGAGCCUUCCUCUGCGCCGAUGCCCAGUCCAGGCACAGUGUCCAGCUCCAUGGCAGGAGUCUUCCUCUGCACGAUGCCCAGUCCAGGCACAGUGUCCAGUCCCAGCUCCAUGGCUGGAGCCUUCCUCUGCGCGGUGCCCAGCCCAGGCACAGUGUCCAACCCAGCUCCAUGGCUGGAGCCUUCCUCUGCGCAGGUGCCCAGUCCAGGCACAGUGGCCAACCCAGCUCCAUGGCUGGAGCCUUCCUCUGCGCCGAUGCCCAGUCCAGGCGCAGCGUCCAACCCAGCUCCAUGGCCGGAUCCGUGGUCGGGGCGGGGGCUACGACCCGCACCGGAGCCGCCAUCGAUACUAGUCACCCCCUACCCUCCCCAUUUGGUUUCAGGAAUGGAGUGGCGGGGAGAAUGGAGUGGCGGGGAGAAUGGAGUGGCGGGGAGAAUGGAGUGGCGGGGAGAAUGGAGUGGCGGGGAGAAUGGAGUGGCGGGGAGAAUGGAGUGGCGGGGAGAAUGGAGAAUGGCGGGGAGAAUGGAGUGGCGGAGAGAAUGGAGUGGGGGAGAAUGGAGUGGCGGGGAGAAUGGAGUGGCGGGAAGAAUGGAGUGGCGGGAAGAAUGGAGUGGCGGGGAGAAUGGAGUGGUAAGAAGAAUGGGGGGCGGGAAGAAUGGAGUGGCGGAGAGAAUGGAGUGGCGGGAAGAAUGGAGUGGCGGGGAGAAUGGAGUGGCGGGGAGAAUGGAGUGGCGGGGAGAAUGGAGUGGCGGGGAGAAUGGAGUGGCGGGAAGAAUGGAGUGGCGGGGAGAAUGGAAGAAUGGGGGGCGGGGAAGAAUGGAGUGGCGGGGAGAAUGGCGGGAAGAAUGGGGGCGGGAAGAAUGGAGUGGCGGGGAGAAUGGAGUGGCGGGAAGAAUGGAGUGGCGGGGAGAAUGGAGUGGCGGGGAGAAUGGAGUGGCGGGAAGAAUGGGGUGGUGGGGAGAAUGGAGUGGCGGGGAGAAUGGAGUGGUGAGAAGAAUGGGGGGCGGGAAGAAUGCCAUUGA
Oncorhynchus masou masou (cherry salmon) is the source of this 1146-nucleotide messenger RNA. RefSeq lists its product as uncharacterized. The record is from RefSeq and is a predicted model, not a curated record. NCBI's taxonomy places the organism in Eukaryota, Metazoa, Chordata, Actinopteri, Salmoniformes, Salmonidae. The transcript has 2 exons. Bases 1 to 1146 code for a protein of 381 amino acids.